Messenger RNA from Nomia melanderi (Alkali bee), 1725 nucleotides. NCBI's taxonomy places the organism in Eukaryota, Metazoa, Arthropoda, Insecta, Hymenoptera, Halictidae. The record is from RefSeq and is a predicted model, not a curated record.
UGUAAUGUAAAUAAAAUAAUUAAAGUAAUUGAAACAUUCGCAUUUAGUGAAUGAAAUUGCGCACUAAUUGUUAGAACGUGAAUUAUACAUUAUACGAUGUCAUAUGAUUAUUUACAUUUGUCGUAUAUUUAUAUAUCCACAGGUUUAGAUGUACGUAUAUGACAUACGUUUAAAAGAAGAGACUCUGUAAUUCAGUUCUACUAACCUAAAGGCUUAUGAUAAUUAUGAUAAAGAGGUAGUCGCUUGUUGCGCGACAUAUGGGUUUACGAUCAAGGAAAUGAAAAUCUUUUAAAUAGUGUUGUUUCGAAUCGGAGCAGUUCGCAGUAAAAGUUCACUCAUCGUUGUAUUCGCAUCGAACGUAUCAUUUUCCUAGUCAGUUCAAUCCAGAGAGAAGAUGACAUCAGACAGAAGUGACACGUAUAUGAAUAAUACAUUGGAUCCACCUGAAUCGGAAAUGCGGAAGUCCGAUGCAAAAAGCGAGAUCGCCGAAUUUUACACUGGCACGAACAUUUUGAUAACAGGAGGGACAGGUUUUUUGGGGACAUUACUCAUCGAGAAAUUACUGAGAUCUUGCCCGGGCAUUACGACGAUAUACAUGUUGAUAAGACCGAAAAAAGGGAAAGCAUCAAAAGAUCGAUUUGAAGAAAUCUUUAAUGAUGUUAUAUAUGAAAGAUUGAAGCAAGAACAGCCGAAUUUCUUAAAUAAGAUAGUAAUGAUAGAGGGUGAUGCAGCUAAAGAAGACUUUGGUUUAACACCAGAAACUAAAACCAUGCUGACAAAUACCAAUAUUAUUUUUCACGUUGCGGCAACUGUUCGAUUUAAUGAGAAAAUACGUUUGGCAGUGCAUACCAAUGUAAGAGUUACAAAAAAUUUGUUAGUAUGGGCGAAACAACUAUCAAACAUAAAGUUUGAAAAAAAUAUAAUUACUAUAAAAUCUCUAACAAAAUCAGAGCAAGAAUUAGAUCUAUCCCCUGAAGAAAAGGUACCCAUUUAUAAUAUUGUAUCAACAUGUCAAAAUCCAAUUACUUGGAAUAGGUUUAUGAAACUGAAUGAAAAUUUUGGUUACGAGGUUCCUACUAUAAAAAUGUAUUGGUAUUAUAUGUUUAUCUUCAACAGAUAUUUGCUUUUACAUGAACUUUCAAUUUUCUUUUUUCAUAUAGUACCAGCAUUUAUUGUAGAUACACUUGCACGUCUCAUUGGUCGUCCUCCUGUAUUAUUAGAUACCUACAAGAAAAUACAUAAAGCUAUGGACGCGCUACAAUUUUUCCUGGGAAGGCAAUGGAUAUUUGAGAAUGAAAACGUUGUAAAGCUUUGGAAAAAAUUAAAUUCUGUUGAUCAGAAAACCUUUAACUUUAAUAUGGAGAAUCUAGAUUGGGAAAUAUAUUUUUACCAUUAUAUUAGAGGUGUCCGUUUUUAUAUACUGAAAGACACAUUUGAUACUAUUAAGGAGGCUCGGAUCAAACUUACGAGACUAUUUAUAGCGCAUUACUCGAUAAUAAUAGUGGUGUCGUUGUUGCUGCUAUGGACUACUGUAUCUUUCGUAAAUUUCCUUUGGUCUUAUUGUCCUUUAUCGCAUUAAUGUCAAUUUACAAUUAAUGACAUUAAUUCUUUCCUUCAAGCUGAUCAAUUAUUUGAAAUGUAACUACUUCUCCCCGCAAUGUGUAUUCCUCUUACUUAAAACAUCCGUUUGCGAGUAAUUACAUCACAAUCUUCUAUACCUGCAAG